AUGGGUAUCGAGUCUCUGGCUCCCCUCGCUCCGGCGAAGGUGAGGGCGCUGGUCCUCCCCGCGGGACGCAUACACAAGGAUCGAUUUGCCGUCUUCCUCGAACGUCUCAACGAACAACAUGUGGUCCACCUGCGAGACAUCAGUCCUGAUAGCCGACCGAACCGAACCAUGUUCUCGCCCCUGGGAUUCCCAGCUGGUGCUAUGAUGUACGAUCUCGUGACCCACGUACCACCGCCGUCACAUGUCGCGCUCUCUCCUUUCGACUUUUACCGAGAACCGCUCGCAGUAAUUGCUGUUGCAGAUGGCAAGGAGCUGCAGAGUUCGGCGUUCAACAAGCGCCAGUCGGCCAAUGGCCACGCUCCGACAAUGGCGGAACGAAAUAUUAGAGCCCUGUACCAGGAACUGGAGAGUCUUCGCGACAGCUUUCCGAAAGUUCUUACGCACCACAUUCUCAUCUUCGACUUUGAGCAUCCAGAGGGGCAAGAGAUACCAAUCCCCGAAGGUAUAAAAGUCAUACCACCUAUUGACACGGCGCCGACAACUGCCAUGAAAACGGUCAUGUGCGAUAUGUCCUCGUUAAUUCUCGCCGAGAUGACAACUCUCGCGAAAUCGUUUGAAGCAAUGACAACAGUAGACUCGCCCGGUCAAGCACCAUCUCGUCCAGGGCUGAAUGGCUCUUCGCUGGCUUCGGAAGAUGCGAGCAUGGCUGCACGGCGCAACUCGCAAUUUGCGCUCCCUACAAGUGGGCUGUCAAAUCCCCCGACAACAUUCGACGAGCUUGCCAGCUCGGCCACAAACGAGGGAGCUGCCUCGGCCCCGGGCUCUAGACCGUCCUCUACUAUAGGCAUUCCAGAAGAGCCGAGAUCGCAUAGUAGCCAAGACAAAGUCUCCGUACAAGGGUUUGGACCAGGAGGUCUCAAUGAGAGAUGGAGGGCCAAGGGUCGGGGGCGAAUCACGAUCCUCGUCGGCUCGCUCUACCUGCAGGCAGGCCGCUGGACGGAUGCCCUGAAAGAGCUUGCCGAGGGUGCGACCGUGGCUAAGGCAAUGAACGAUCAUUUGUGGCACGGGAAAGCUCUAGAUCUGAUCGUGGUGUGCCUCAUGCUUCUCGGGUGGGCAAAUAUCGAGUUUCAGGUGCCAUCAGUCUGUCUGAAUCCCAACGAAAAAUCACUGAGCAACGUAGCGAAAGGCCUACUUCCCGAAGGCGAAGAUGCAAGUCAGCCCAGGCAUCUGAGAAACUUUCAGGUGAUCCUCCCAGAUUUGCUUGAGAGGAUCAUCGGCCAUUAUUCGCGAGUCACGGGCGAGCAGCUGCCACCCCUGCCAGUCUCGGAGACCAUAAUCCGAUAUUCUCAUAUCCUGACCACACUGCACCUUUAUCAUGGACGAUUUGACACCAACACCUUCGAGGAUAUUGUCUUCGGCAGUCCUGCCGCCAUGCGACUCACAACAUCGCCACGCCUAUCGAUCACGCCAUCUCGAGCAUUCAUCACGAACUUUCUUUUCAAAGCCUUCCCUUCAUCCGCGCCUGAGCUUCUGACCAAUGUGGACCGCGCCAUAAUUUUGAGUGGCAUUGCUUCGAUAUUGGGCAUGCUGGGCUUUCAGCGGAAGAAGGCGAUGGUCUUGCGAGAGCUUGUUUCAGUCCUGAUCGGCGGUUUGAUUGAGGCUCGGACUCGGGGUGCUGCCGAUGUCGGUAUACAUCCGGCUGCGGGACUGGCCGCCCUGAAUGCUGUAAGUGGUCACGGGAAUGGCUCGGCUGCACUCGACCUAGGCGAGGGGGACAUUGAACACGGCAUCGAUGCAUUCCUCGGCAUCCUGUGCAAGAUAUAUGGUGUGGUGGAAUUCGACCCCACUGGGGACAUGUCCACGAAGGAGGGCGAUUUGAAAGACUCCGAUGACCAGAUUCGAAAGAGAAUCGAGAGUCAAGCUGCCUCACGGAGCUUCGGUUUCCAGCAUGUGAAACUGAACAUCCUGAGAGCUUGUAUCAACUUUUCGGAAGCUUUGCCAGAUUUUGACGGCGUCCUUCGAUACUCGAGCGACCUGCUCCGUACUGCGGGCAGCGGGAUUGCUCCAGGGCCCCGCCAGGAGGAUGCUGCCCCGAUGAUCACCAGAGACGAGCAGACUCGCCUCGUUAUGAACAUCACGAAGACAGCAGAUCUCUCGCAGCGGCUAGGUCUGGGCCACCUCGCCGCAGAAUACUGGGACGAGUUCUUAAUACGGGGCAUAACCAUGGACCCUUUACCGCCUGCAAAGAUUCCCAUCCCCCACUCGAAAUCCGUCUUACCCGGAGUGGCGAUGGCUCGGACCUCGCAAGAUGUCAAUCCCUUCAUCUACAACCCCUUUUUGCGAGCCUCGGACAAGGCUGCAGAUGCCAGAACUCUGGUCGCGAACGAGCCCGCCACUUUCCGAGUCACGAUUCAGAAUCCUUACGAGGUCGAUCUCGAAAUAGUCAGCAUCAAGCUCGACACACAAGGGGCCGACUUCGAGUCGAAUACAACUAGCACGGUAGUCGGGCCAUAUCGCACGCAAAUCCUGAAACUCAUUGGCACUCCCAAGGCUGCUGGUGCUAUCACGGUAGUUGGCGCCAUUGUGCAGAUUCGCGGCUGUCGGGAGAGGCGAUUCUCGAUAUUCUCAAAUCCAUGGGCACCCAACACGGAGAUCAAGAUCAAAGGCAUCGGCCUGUCGGCUCUGGAACAGUCCAAGUCCCUGCCUGCACCUGGGCCACCACUCAAAUGCGACAGCGUCGGCUUCACGGCAGUGGCAGCACAACCUGUGAUUGCGGUGAAGUCCACAUCUUUGUCGCAAUCUGCACUUAUGAUCUUGGAAGGCGAGCGCAAAGUCUUUACGAUCACGCUGCAGAAUCUCUCCGACACAACGCCGGCCGACUUGCUGCUCUUCUCCUUCCAAGACUCGACGCAAGCUCCUCUCCAAUCUGCCAUGGGAAAGCGAGAUGCCACAGCCGCAGAGCUGUACGAGUACGAACUUGUUCUGUCUCGGAAGCAGGCCAUAAGGUUGCGCAAACUCGAGGACUCGAAGCGAUUUAUUGCGCCUGGGGGCUUGUCGACUUUCGAGUUUGAGAUACUGGGCAAGCCGGGACUCACAACCGCGGUUGUACAGAUCGACUACGCAUAUCUCGGCGUACCACAGGAGGAGGUGACCGAGCAGUUUCACACGCGUCAGGUCUGUGUUGAUCUGACAGUCACGGUCAAUGCCAGUGUCGAACUGGCACGAUUGGACAUCUUGCCCAUACAAGGAAGUAUUGUGAUGCCUGCCCCGAAGUCGCCAAAUUCUGCUGCAGCUAGCAUACAGACCCUGUCUGGUGAAAAGAACUGCUUGCUUAUGCUCGAUUUCCGCAACGCCUGGCCAAGCGACGUCGAGGUUCAAUUGGACUCUGAUGAUGAAGGCACUCUUCUGACAGAGCGGGUCCUUCCUGGUAACACCAACCGAGUCAUCCUCCCGAUACCGCGGGUCUACAUUGAUGACCCUCAUGCCCCCAUACCAGCACUGAACCCGUCGCGCCAGCGACAGUUCGUCGUCAGCACGAGCAAGAUUACACCAGAGACAGAGCGCGCUAAUCGCGAGGCAUUCUGGUUCCGGGAGAAGAUCCUCCAGGGUCUGCGGGGUACGUGGAAGACCAUGUCUGGGGCGUCGAGGUCGGGAGUCAUCGAGCUGCGCGGGUUGCGUCUCGCUCCGAGGAUGAUCGACGUUGUCAAGAUUGACGAAGUCGGCAUUGACAUCUUCGUUGAGAAACUUGGCCAGCCUGACUCUUCGACUGCAUCGUCGCCACGUCAUCAAGCAAGCCGAGUCCUCGUAGACGACUUCCUUCAGGUCCGGGUCCGUGUGAGCAACCGCUCCAGCAAGCCGGUCUACCCCCUCGUCCGACUGUUGCCUUCACUGCGCAACCGCCCCGCGAACGUGGCUCUGGACUUCACGCGCAAGUUCGCAUGGAACGGCACCCUGCAGCAGGCUCUACCCGUGCUCGAGGGCAACACGAGCACAGAGCUAGUCAUCGGUGCGACGGCGCUGUGCAGGGGCGAGUUUGAGAUCGCGGCUUCUGUGGAGGAGACACAGCUCUGGGUCGAGGCAGAAGAAGGUGCGGGUUCUGCCACGCAGAAGCCUACUACGGACUCAUCCUCUGGCACAGGCGGAGCUGCUGCAACCGCUGCAGCGACGGUCACUACCAGGCCUCGGUCCGGCACAGAUCUUGUCAUGGCAAAUAUGCUUGGAGCGCAGGAGCGGCGGAUCUGGCACACGAGGCAGCCAUGUCUAGUCACGGUCUGCGAUGACUGA
Microdochium trichocladiopsis is the source of this 4284-nucleotide messenger RNA. Its product is annotated as hypercellular protein A. Gene Ontology annotation, cellular component: trans-Golgi network. The record is from RefSeq and is a predicted model, not a curated record. Bases 1 to 4284 code for a protein of 1427 amino acids. NCBI's taxonomy places the organism in Eukaryota, Fungi, Ascomycota, Sordariomycetes, Xylariales, Microdochiaceae. The transcript has 3 exons.